This is a messenger RNA of Acanthaster planci (crown-of-thorns starfish), 4971 nucleotides long. RefSeq names its product flotillin-1-like. Gene Ontology annotation, cellular component: flotillin complex; cytoplasmic vesicle; plasma membrane. Lineage: Eukaryota; Metazoa; Echinodermata; Asteroidea; Valvatida; Acanthasteridae. The record is from RefSeq and is a predicted model, not a curated record. Gene Ontology annotation, biological process: protein localization to plasma membrane; positive regulation of endocytosis; positive regulation of cell-cell adhesion mediated by cadherin. Gene Ontology annotation, molecular function: protease binding.
GGUGUGUGAAGUAGAGAUUUCUGUUUACCUGCUAUUCAACUUGAUCAACAGAGUUUUAGUUGCUGUGAAAGACCUCAAAAUGGUAUUUUUCGAGGUUUGCGGUCCUAACGAGGCCAUGGUAGUGUCAGGUUGCUGCCACUCGAAACCACUUCUUGUCUCUGGAGGACGGACUUUUGUCUGGCCAUGGAUUCAGCAAGUCCAGAAGCUGUCCUUGAACACCAUGACACUGAAGAUUGACACGGACAAUGUGUACACCCGCCUUGGUGUACCUAUAUCUGUCACAGGAAUUGCCCAGGUCAAAGUUCAAGGGCAGAACAAGGACAUGCUCCUGCAGGCCUGCCAACAAUUCCUUGGCAAAACUGAGCGGGAGGUGGAACAGGUUGCCAUGGAGACACUGGAGGGCCACCAGAGAGCCAUCAUGGGAACGAUGACGGUUGAGGAGAUCUACAAGGACCGUAAGAAGUUUGCCAAGAAUGUGUUUGAGGUGGCCUCCUCCGACUUGGUCAACAUGGGCAUCAGCGUAGUCAGCUACACCCUCAAGGAUGUGAGAGAUGAAAAUGGAUAUCUGAGAGCCUUGGGCAUGGCUCGUACUGCCGAGGUCCAUCGAGACGCCAGGAUAGGCGAAGCAGAGGCUAAGAGAGACUCCGGCAUCAAGGAAGCCCGUGCUGAGGAGGAGAGAAUGGCUGCGCGAUAUGCUAACGACAUUGAAAUCGCCAAGGCCAAGAGAGACUUUGAGCUGAAGAAGGCUGCCUAUGAUAUGGAGGUGCAGACCAAGAAGGCCGACUCGGAGCUUGCUUACGACCUGCAGGCUGCCAAGACCAAGCAGCGGAUCAGGGAAGAGGAGAUGCAGAUCCGUGUGGUGGAGCGAACCCAGCAGAUCCAGGUACAGGAGCAGGAGAUUGCUCGCCGAGAGAAGGAGCUCAAAGCUCAGAUCAAGCAGCCGGCCGAAGCUGAGAGAUACCGCCUGGAGACGCUCGCCGAUGCUAACAUGAAGCGUGUUGUGAUGGAGGCAGAAGCAACCGCUGAAGCUAUCCAGUUGAAGGGUGAAGCUGAAGCUUUUGCCAUCGAGGAGAAGGCCCGAGCAGAGGCAGAGCAGAUGGCCAAGAAGGCGGACGCCUGGAAAGACUACCAGGAUGCUGCCAUGGUGGACAUGGUGUUGGAAACAUUGCCUAAGGUUGCUGCUGAGAUUGCUGCCCCGUUGGCCCAGGUCAACAAGGUCACCAUGGUGGCCAGCGGCAAUGGUGACGUGGGAGCCACCAAGCUGACCGGAGAGGUGAUGGACAUCAUGAACCGAGUGCCCCAGCUGGUGGAGAAGAUGACUGGUGUCAAUAUCUCUGAGGCAAUUUCAGCCACCAAAGUCUAAGCCAUCAUUCACUGACCACGGCACCAACGGAUCAAGGAUUGACCUCCCCACUGGAUGUGUGGGCCAACCCAUCCUCAGUGCACAUCCCUUGAUUGACAGUGGAGAAGUCCUUUCCUUGCAAGUCACAAGAUACAUGUAUUAUACAGAUGUUAUUAUCGUAGUUCUUAUAUCAUAGUCAGUGUAACCUGUUGUGUUGUAAAUGCUUCAUUUUUCUCGGAGCUUGUUCUUGAAUAAAUUGAGGAUACCUUGAAGAACAGAAUAACAGAAAUGUAAACAGAAAACUGUGCAAUCCCACCUGUAAUCUGUAACUGAUACAGUUCAAGUCAGUGCUUGGUGUUUGAAGAACAGCUUUAGCAGGGUUCCCACGGCCUGGAAAAAUCAUGGAAAUUUGUUUUUCGUUUUCCAGGCCAGUAAAUGUCAUGGAAUUUUGUAAAAAUGACCAAAGUCAUGCAAAAGUCAUGGAAUUUUUUUAACACCGGGUGCAAUUUCUAUUCUCAGAAAUAAGUGCAUAAAAUUUGUGAUUGUAUUCCCAAUUUGAAAGGCCAAAUAGUCCAAGAAAUGGCAUUAUUGCGUCAUGGAUUUUCAUAAUUUGGUCGUGGAUUUUCAUGAUUUGGUCAUGGAAUGGAAAAGUCAUGGAAUUUAAUUGUCCUGUAGGUGCAGGAACCUUGCUUUAGGGAGGAAAUCUUAUAUUGUUUAAAAUUCAUGAUUUGGGUAAAGGUCAGUAAGUCCUAUGAAACCUCUAAAUUUCUAAACAUCUUUGCAAGGGUAAUGUAGCUACCCAAGCUAGGACCAAAUGGUCAGUGUCGUUAGCUGUUUAGGAAUACAGGAGCCCCAGUCAUUCAACAUUUUUCAACAGGAGGUGCUGGAGGAUUGAACAAAAUUCUUAAGGUAAGGCCAAGGUGUCAUGGAUGGAUGUUAGGGCCCAAUCACUGUUAAAACGCUGGGAUACUUUUAACCGUGAUUGCUGGGCUGUGGUAUGCCCAGUAUGCAAAGCCUUGUCCAGCAGCAGGCCCACAUUGAAACCGCAGGUGCAUGAUGAAUAGAAUGUAUGUGUGGAAUGCACUAAUCCGCAUACAGAGCUGUGGCUGUAGCUGUAGCCGUCUCCCGGAGUGAAGGGGUUACUUUACAGGGGGCCUAUGAAUGCCCCCAUGGAUUUAGAGUACAACUAAAGUGCCCUUGGUUUUUCUCUACAGUAGAGGAUUUGAGGAGGAAUUUGGGAAGGUUCGUGUCAAGGGUACAAUACAACACAGCCGUAAAUGGUUGCUGGUUGCAUUGUCACAGACAGGUCUCUGUGCCAAAUGGUCGGCUGGUUUGUGGUUGGCAGGGCAGGUGUGAUAUGCUGUUCGUGCACAUGAUGUGAUGAUGCCACUCAUUUUGUGGUGUGCUCCUCUUGCAUGUGCGUCUACAUGUCACGUCAAGUUGUUUUCAGGGUCUGUGUGGAAAAAGUGGAGAAGAGUUACCGCCUGGUCUGGAAUGAAACUUUGUUCGAGAUUUGGGAAUGGGCUUGGAUUAUUCUGUAUGGUUGCCGCUUUUGCUAGAAAUGGUUGGGAAAUAUUCAUUAGUUUGGAAACGAAUUCUCUCUAGAGUGACAUCUUGAUAUUCAACUGCAGUGUCGCAUUUCUUGGUUGACUUUUGCACUGAUCCAUUGGCUGCGAUUUGCGCCAAAGAUCAGACACUUAAACUGAUGGCAGCACUGCCACUUGACCCAUUUCGCAUUUGGUCAUUGAUCCAUCUUGGUGCCUAAACGUGCUUAGAAUCUCAGCUACUUAAGACAGAUCAUUGUCAUUCUGUCAUCAUAGCACUAAUGCAGAAAAGUUCAUGCCAAUCCUGUAAGCACGGAAUAUGUCCCAGAAUGCUCACUGGCGCAUUGGGCCAAAUAGCUUGCUGCAUGCAAGCUGUGUAAAUUAGGAGGAAUAGGCUCUGCUUUAGUAACCGAUUUUUAGAUGCAAUCUUCAGUCAAAUCUCUGUUGUAGAUUUUUUUCAUCUCUAGCUGUGUAGAUGGUUAACUCUCCUUUGCUAAAAACAGUGUAGCCACACAUUCUGCAUGAACUUGAGGUACAUACUAAGUUGCAAGAGAAUUUGCCUGAAAUCAUCGGUGUCGGUGCAGUUUCAAAUUAAAAAAAUGACAGUGUCAGAUGUGUCAUUUAAUCAAAUUCUUCCAUGGUUAAAGUAACAUGGUGAAUUGGUGACUGCAUGUGUGUACAGUAAUCGUAUGGUAUCUAAAGUGCUAUUGUUAGGUGUCACAUGAGCGCGAGUGAACACAGACGCACUACGUUAUUCUGUGUUCUACAAGCGCGAGUGUGAUAACGAAUUUAUCUUCAAGCAAACUGGACAUGCAGUAAAGAUGUUAUAGGGGCCUAGGCACUCAAACUCGCCACCUUUGAAUUUACUGUACAUUUUGCAGUUUUGCGUUUUGCUUUUAGCGUAAAAUUAACGCAGUGCUUUGAGUUUCAACCGGGCAUCACACAGGGUUUGAUGUGAACUGUGUAAUAAAGUUCUGUAUCACACUGUUUGUUGCCAUGGAGUAACCAAUCAGAAUUGAGAAUUCAAGUUUGCCUGAAGAUAAUAUUCGGAAACUAGCAUUAUCUGUUCAUAUUUUCAACUGAAUGAAACUGGAAGCAAUGUAAGUUCCAUUGAAUCAAUUGCAUCGUCAUAUCAUUGUGAUAUCUCUCGUAAUCAUUUACAAAUUUACUUUGCUCUGAAAGCUGUGCCAAGUAUGAUCCAAGCUUCAGCAUGUUUUAAGUAGGUUUUAACCUUAGCUUGUACAUAGAUGAUCGUGUUUAUUCAAUGUUGUGAAAGAAUGCUGCUUGUACAUUUUGAAAGCUUGAUAAAUAUUGAUCCACUCGCAUCAACAAAGAUGGAGUAAAGUGAUUUGAGUAAUUUUCCAUGACCUAAAUCAUGUAACAUCUCUUAAGUGGGGAGUUCCUUUGUAUUUGUGUCGCUUUUUUCAUUCUAUUCUGUAUUUUGCCAUGUAAAUGUACAACCCAUCAUCUUAGAACCAUUUUGUGUACUCAUAAUGGAAUUUAUUAAGUGGGUUUUUUUUUCUUCCUGCAAGGGGGGGGGACUUGGGAGCCAGUAUUCACUAAGGUAAAUCAAAAAGGUCCAGAACAGUGUAAAUCUUGGUCUUUUGAUUGAGCAGGAUUUUUUUAAAGAAUUUAAGGACACUUUAACCAGUAUUUUUUGGGUUAGGUUGUAGAUUAUUGUAGCCAUUUUGUAAAUUCUAUUAUUAUUCAGAUUCUUAUGUGCCCUCUACUGUUUUGAAUCCUUAUUUCAACUCAUUGUCCCUGAGUAUUUGAAACGUGUCAAUUUUAAUUCUAGAGUUUUUCAUUAUCACAACACUCCAAUCUUAUCAUUUAUACAUUGCAGAUCUCAUUAAGACGUGAACACAGAACUCCAAAUUGUUGGAGAGGCCAUGAUUUAGUGGUUUGUAGUCUUAAUGUGGACUUCCAUCAUCUUCAUUACAGCUGCAUUGUAUAUUGUGGUAGAAUAUUGUGGUAGAGAAAAUGUAAGAAUUUUAUUGAAUGCGCUGUAAUUGUAUAAAAAUGGUUGGAAAUGAUUUCUAGAUUCUGGUAAUAAACUUACACAUAAAAAAAAUUGGGAGUCAAAUA